CCUAUCAGACGUCAUCACGCGCGGGGUGUCACGUUUACGUGGAAAACAACAUGGCCGCCGACUGCCAACAAGGAGGCAAUCCCUGAGAGAAUGCGAACGGCGGCCGACUGGAAGCCGGCGCGGCCCCCACACACUUCACCACCGGUGCUGAUGCACCGUCUGUGAUCCCUUCUCCGUUUGUUUUAGCCACGGUGAACAUGGAAGACGAGGAGCGGCAAAAGAAACUCGAGACCGGCAAAGCGAAGCUGGCCGAGUACCGUCAACGGAAAGCUCACGCAGAUUCCCAGAGGAAGAAGAAGAAGAAAAAGAAGUCCGAGGAGGACUCGCAGGGAAGCGUGGAGCCGGAUCGCUCAACGGGCAGGGAGGACGAGUUGGUCGGUGACCAACAUGGAGUGCCGGAAGCAAAUACAGAGGCACAGCCCAUUGCUGAGCUGAGCUUCUCCAAGACACUACGCAGCGGGGAGACUGUCAAGCAUGACCAGACGUACACUAUCGAGCCCGAGAGCGAAGUGUCAACGACGGCAGAAGAUUAUUCCUCUGAGCAGGUCAACGGCUGCCGUGAGAUGACGGCCAAUCUAAUGACGUCCUCCUCCGAGGAUUUUAUUUGGGAAGAGGCAGAGCGAAAGGUGAUGAAGGGAAGCGCGAUACAGGACGUCAAGGAGGCGCUUGCAGCCAAGACGCGGGCAGUGGAGGAGCUGAGUCAGGAGCUUGAGGAAAUACGAGCUGAGUUUGGAACAGAGGGUGUACAGAAGCUGCAGGAGUUUGAGGCCGCCCUGAAGCAGAGGGACGCCAUCAUCACCCAGCUCACCGCGAACCUCCAGCAAGCUCGCGAGGAGAAAGAUGAGAUCAUGAAAGAAUUCCUGGCGCUGACGGAGCAGAGCCAAAAACUGCAGCUUCAGUUCCAGCAGCUGCAGGCCGGCGAGACCCUGCGGAACACCAGCCACAGCAGCACGGCUGCGGACCUUCUUCAGGCUCGGCAGCAGCUGGCGCAUUACCAGCUGCAGCUGGAGGAGGCCAAUAUGGAAGCCGUCAAAAACCAGGAGAAGAGCGACGGGCAGCUGGAGCUCAUCGGUCAGCUCCGACGGAAAAUCGGCGACAUGGAGUCGUCAGGGAGAAGAUCGGAGGAAUCAUUCACACAAAGGCUUAAUGAGAAGGAUUUGCUCCUCGCCGAGAAAGAAAAGGUCAUCAUGAAUCAAGAUCAGUCUCUUGCCGAACUGAGAGCAGCGGAAGAGACUCUCGCCACCACGCUGAAGGAGAAGAACCUGCUGCUGUCUGAGCAGACGGCGUCUCUGAACCUCUUCCGAGAGGAAAUUGCCAUUUUGGGACAAUCGGCGAACGACAUUCAGGUGUCGGAUGAGAAGGACCUGAUUAUAGCGGAGCAAGAGAGGGUCAUUUCCGAGCGGGAUUGUUCUUUCAGCCGGCUCGAGGAUGAGCUUGAGUCAUCGCGGCAAAGCGUGCGGGCUCUCCAGCAGCGAGUGGCCGUGAAGGAGUCGGAGCUCGAGAAAUGCCUGGGCGACCUGCAGAACGCCAAGCGUGAUUUAGAAUGCAGUAAAGGCGAAAUGGAGAGUUGUAAAUCGCACCUUGAAAAAGCGCGAGGCGACCUACACAGCUGUCAAAGUGAGCUCGCCGGCUCCCGGCGGAGGGAGCGAACGUCUUCUGAUGAGAUUAAGCAGCUCAUGGGAACGGUCGAGGAUCUGCAAAGGCGUUGUCACCGGGACAGCCUGUCCGAGGGUGACGCCGUCCAAAGAAUGCAAGAGGACACCGUCCGAAAGCUGGAUCUCCUCAGGGCCGAGCUGGACGAGAUGUAUGGACAGCAGAUUGUCCACAUGAAGCAGGAGCUCAACCUGCAGAACACGGUGCGCAUGGAGCAAGUCGCAGCGCAGCAUCGCGCCGAGAUGGAGCGACAUCAGGCUGAGGUGGAGCGGCACCGCGCCGAAGCGGAGCUUCUGACGGCUCAAAACUCCACCGUCAAGGAAACUCUCACUGGGAAGAUUCAGGAGCUUCAAGCAACCUUAGCGGAAUCCACAAAUGAAUUCAACCGGGAAAGGUUUAACCUCCAGGCCGAGCUCCAGAGCCUCCGUGGCGAGCUCCGUUCGGCGAGGGAAAAAACCGAGCUGGUGUCCAAUACUCUCGUCUUGCAGGAGAGCCAGCAAGAUGAGAUGCGGCUCCUUUCGGACACGACCGACGACCUGCGCCGCCAGCUGGCCGCCGCUAGGGAGGCGGCGCUGCAGGCCGAGGCCCAGCACGAGUCGGAGACGACCAACUACAAGAUCAAGCUGGAGAUGUUGGAACGGGAGAAGGACGCCGUCCUGGACCGCAUGGCCGAGUCGCAGGAGGCCGAGCUGGAGAGACUGCGAACACAGCUUCUGUUCAGCCACGAAGAGGAGCUGACGCAUCUCCGCGAGGAGCUCCGUCGAGAGAGCUUCCUCAACGCCGAGAACCUCCUGAACGAAGCUGCCAGCAAACACCAAAGAUCCCUGGAUGACCUGCGCCUCACCUACGAAGACCAGCUACAUUUGUUGCAAAAGGAAAAGGCUGCAUUUUCCAACGAGCGAGAGGAGCUCUCGCACCAGAUCGUCGGCCUCAAGGAAGAUCUCAAGCUGGCCUUGCACAGCUCCAAAGAGGACGAGCUUGUGCGGCAGCUGCGGGAGCUUCAGGUCGAGCUUGAAGAUCUGCGGAAGGGAGGAGAGCAGCGAGCCAGGCUGGAGAGCGAAAUCCAAACUUUGCAGAAGAAGAUGGAGGUUCUUCAAGAGAAGGAUCGAAGCUGGGAGAGCAAAUGGAAAGCGCGGCAGCGGGAAAAUGACGCGAAAGCGGUGGAAAUGGAGACACUCUCCGCUCAGCUGAAGGAGGAGAUCGAAAAGCAACGCACCACGUUUUCCUUUGCCGAAAAGAAUUUCGAAGUCAACUACCAGGAACUGAAGGAGGAGUACUCCUGCCUUUUUGAAGCGAAGACGCGACUGGAGGAGAGGACACUGAAGGAAGCGCUUGAGUUGCGGGCCAAAAUCGCUGACCUGGAAGGCGAAAAUGUCAAAAGGUGCGCCGAGGCUGUGGAAAAAGACUCCGCCAAACUCGCGGAGAGGCUGAACGUUACAAUGAGCGAGAAGGAAAGCCUUGCGGUGAGGCUUUCCCAAGUGACGGAGCAACUAGUGGUCGCGGAGAAUCAAAUUGACCAAUUGCAAGAAAAGCUGGACGAGGUGAACACAACAAGAGGAGAGGACCAGCACGCACACAUUUGCUCCCUACGAGGAGAGGUUGAAGCUCUCCAGUCGCGCCUGAAGGCGGCAGAAGCUGAGCGAGACGGCAUCCGGCGGACUUCGGAGCUCCGCGGGUUCUCCCGACCCUCUCCCUCCCACGUCCAGCCCCCGAAGGAACGACCCGUCGAAGGACGAGCCUCGCCGCAGAAGCCCGCCACCGGCGCCUCGGGCUCCAACCGGCGUAAGAGGCGUCAGAGGUUGAAGCAGGAGCGCAGAGUGAGCAGCGGCGGCUCCUCAGAGGCAGCCAGGCAAAGGGAGGAGGAGGAGGUGGUGGAAGAGGAGGAGGAGGAGGAGGAGGAAGAAGAAAGCAGAGCUACAAGUGCUGCAGAACGAGCGAUGCAGACGGAGAGCCACGUUCGCGUCGAUGUGGCUGACGGCUGCCAGGGAGAUGGCACCAGCAAACAGGUCAGCACAUCCGACAUCGGACCUGCCGAAGCAGCGGCACAUACAUCUAAACAUGGCGAGUGCACUCUGCAGUUGGAGGCGAAGCGCAUCAGUUUGACUCACAUCCACACUGCUCAGCUGGAGCUGGUGCAGGAGGAGGCGGACAACCAGAAGGAUGCCGGUGACCAAGAUUCGGAGGAGGUUCAAAGAGUGAAGACGGAGGCGGCGGAGCAACAUCGCCACCUAGAGGAGAAACACCGGCAGGAGGUGGAGCGCCUCCAAGCUCAAUACCAGAAGAGCCUCGCGGAGACAGAGGAGCGCUGCGGCGCCGAGGUUGCCAUGCUCCGCCGCCAACUGCAGGAGCUCUCGGGCUUGCAAGCCCAGGACAGUGACCCGCACUCCAGCGAGGGGCAUGGCGAGGAAUACCCACAGGAGCUGAAGGACCUCAGCGAGGAGCAGCUGUCCCAGUGGGCGUCGGGCUCCCGCUCGGGCUUGAGCGCCAAGCUGCAGGCGCUGAGGAAGGCGCUGUACAACGAGUACGUCCAAGAAGUGGCCGCGCUCAAGGAGCAGCACGAGGCUGAGCUGACUCGGCUGCGGCAACAACUGGAGAGCGAGGGCGAGCGACGGGAUCUCAACGCCGUCGACGGAGGAGCAACGAGCUCCUCGGAGAACGUGGGUGUUGCUGGGCAGGGCGAGCUGCAAGGGCAGCUGAGUGUGGAGGUGGAAGUUGCUAAGGCCAUUGUCCAGAUGUCAGUGGAGUAUGCGCAGCAGACGGAGCUGGCCCGGAUCAAUAAACUCUCCUGCCAGGCCAGCACCGGCAUGCAGACCCAGUCGUAUGGCGAGGAGGCCGCGGAGGAGGAUGCGGCCGUCUCUGUGGGCGCGUGGCUGAAGGAGGGGCGGGAGCGCCUGGAGAAGGAGCUGCGGGACAGGGACACUGAGAUCCGGAAGCUUCGGGAGAAGCUGCGGCGAGCUGAAUUGAGAACAGGGGAGAAGCCGCUACAGAUGAAAGAGGAUGGUCAAGAAAAAGUUGAGGAUGAGGAGGAUGAUGUUGAGUCGACAGACAAGGACAACGAAAGAAUUGUCCUGCGCAGGACCAACGAGAGGCUCAGCCGCGUGUUGGCCGACGUCCUGAAGACCACGGCGGCGGCAGAAGAAACGAUGGGGCUCCACAUGCAAAGUCUGCAGGUGGAUGCGUCUUCCAGCGGUGGGCUGCAGGCUGCCCCGUCAUCCACGCCGCACGUCACAGGUCAGCCCGCCAAGUGUUCGUCUGGCGACAGCCCACUCCUGGCGGAGGAUGAGGUGAAUCUGAUGGGCAUCAGCGGUCGCCUGCAGACGGCCUUGGAGAAGAUGCUGAUGGUUAUCACGGACACCACCAACCAGGUCGAACAUGCCCGCAUCACCCAGACGGAGCUCAUGCGCGAGUCCUUCCGCCACAACCAGGAGAUCAGCGAGCUCCUGCAGAAGCAAGAAGAGCUGCAGGAACGUCUCGCCGAGGAGGCUCGGGCACGCGAGCGGCUCGCUCUCGAGCUCCACCGUGCCGAAGGUUUGAUUGAUGGCUACACAGGGGAACGGGCUGCCCUGGAGGAGCAGUUACGUCAGAAGCAGGAGCUCCAGCUGAACCUGGAGCAGGAACUGCAGGUUACUGGGAGUCGACUGCAGGAGCUGGAGCAGGAGAGGCUUCAAAUGCAGGAGGAGCGCGAGCUGGUUUCCCGGCAACAAGACGCCAUGCGAGAAACCGCCGGUACCCGUGAGCUCUGCCUAGUUGAAGCUGCAAUGGUUGCAGCACCUGAAGCAGAUUUCCUGGAAGAGACGGAGAAGCUGAUGAAGGAGAAGGUGGAGGUGCAACGCCAGGCGGAGAAGGAGAGCGCCGACCUGCUGAAGCAGAUGAAGACCCUGGAGGCCGAGCUGGAGGAGCAGGUCAACCGGGUGAUGGAGCUCGAGCAUGCCCGCAAGACCGAGACCGGGGACCUCCAGCAGCAGAUCCAGGCACUGGAAAAGCAGCUGGACAAGAACCGGCGCUUCCUUGACGAGCAAGCCGUGGACCGGGAACACGAGCGCGACGUCUUCCAACACGAGAUCCAGCAACUGGAGCAGCAGCUGAAGAACCAGCAGAAGUUUCCCGGCGGCUCAGAGCAAAGGAGCCAACAGGUGGAGCAGCUGAACGCCGUCGUCGACAAACUCCAGCAGGAGCUGCUCCACAUGGAGCGCAAGGAGGAUGUCGAAUCCCGCGCCAGGAACGAGUACGACUACGAUGAAAUGAAACAGAAGAUGGACCUGGUCUCCGGAGAGUUCCACUCCCUCAAAGCGGAGCACGGCGAGCUUCUGGAGACGCACCGCCGCUUGAAGACGAGCACUGAGAACUCGGAGGACUUUACGGAGACCCCGAGGCAGAGAACCGCCCACCUCGCGGUGGCGCAGGCCCAAGCGCAAGCUCUGGAGAAGAACGGCGCGUCCGGCGUAGACGAACUCCGUCUCCGCGUCCGGGAGCUGGAGGACUUGGCGGGCGAGAAAGACGCCGAGCUGUGCAGCUCUCGAAAGUACGCAGAAGAGCUGCAGUGGAAAGUUUGCACCCUGGAAGAGCAUUUAAGGGAGAAGGUGGCCGCGGCGUUGGUCAGCCAAGCCACACUUGACGCUCUUCAGCAGCAGGCAUCCAAAGACCGUUCGGGUGACCUGCUAGGUCACCUGAACCAGAAGCUUGCUGAGCUUGAGGCUAGUUUAAGUGACAUCGAGAAGAACCACAAGCUCCGAAAGCAGCUGCUCUCCAGCUCGAAGGAGGCGCAGUACGAGAGGAGGCUGGCGGCACUGCUGGAUCUGACGAGACAGAUGAUGGGCGAGAAGCGACACAGAACGUCGGCAGGUCUGGAGGCCUCGGCUGGUGACCAAGCGCUCACGUCGGAGCUUCAAGAGGCCCGAAAUGAAGCCCUGGCUGCCAAAAAACAGCUGGACCACCACAUGGAGCAAUGCCACCAUCUCCAGGCGGAACUUCAAGACAAAACUGAAAUAAUCAAAAGACUUAAGGAGCAGCUUGAGGAGUCAUCUUCUGGGGGAGACGAGGAGAUGCUAGUGCUCCGAAGAGAGCUUACCAAGACCCAGGAGGAGGCUGCGCUUGCCAAGGAGGAGCUGAACAGCUGCAAGGAGAAGCUGGAGAAGCUGCAGGAGCUUCUGCAGGAGCGGGAACUGACCAUUGCUCAACUAAAAGAAGAUCUUUUACAAGUGAAAGCCGAAGAGGACAAAGCAGACAGGAUGAACCUUCUCACGGAGCUCCAAGACAUCCGAAGACAUGCGGACUCCACCAAAGACGAACUGGAUAGCUCCAGAUCUCACAAUCAGAAGCUCCAGGAGGACAUCCAUGUGCGUGAGCUCUCUAUUUCGAAACUGACAGAGGAGCUUCAGGAGGUCCAAAAGAACCUGGACGCCACCAUUGAGGAAGUAAAAAGCUACAAAUCCAACAAUGAGAAGCUCCAAGAAGACAUUCAGCUGCGCGAGGGCUCCAUUUUGAAACUGAAAGAGGAGCUGCAGGAGGUUCUGAAGAACAGGAACGAUACCAAAGAAAUAGAUAGUUACAAAUCCCUCAAUGAGAAGCUUCAGGAGGACGCUCAAGUGCAUAAAACGUCUAUUAGUCGACUAGAAGAAAAGCUACAAGAGGUCCAAAAGAACAUGAACACCACCAAAGAAGAACUCAACAAUUGCAAAUCCGACAACGAGAGGCUCCAGGAGGAGAUCCAGGGCCGCGAGGUCACCAUUUCAGAGCUCAAAGAGAUGCUCCAGGAGGUCCACAGGAAUGUGGACUCCGCCAACGAAGAAGCUAGCAGCUACAAAUCCAACAAUGAGAAGCUCCAGGAGGACAUUAAAGCGUGUGAGGUUUCAGUUUUGAAUCUCAAACAAGAACUGCAGGAGGUUCAAAAGAAUUUGGACUCCACCAAAGAAGAACUCAACAGUUACAAAUCCCACAAUGAGAAGCUCAAGGAGGAUGUUCAAGUGCGUGAGGUCUCUAUUUCUAAACUUGAAGUGGAGCUCCAGGAGGUCCAAAAAAACACGGACUUCAACCAAGAGCUGACAAGUUACAAAUCCCGCAAUGAGAAGCUUCAGGAGGACAUUCAAGUCCGCGAGGUCUCAAUUUCUAAACUCGCCAAGGAGCUUCAGGAGCUCCAAAAGAACCUGCACUCAACCAAAGAGGAACUCAACUGUUACAAAUCCCACAAUGAGAAACUCCAGGAGAAGAUCCAGUUACGUGAGGGUAACAUUUUAAAGCUCAAAGAGGAACUCCCAGAAGUCCAGCAGAACAUGGACUCCACCCAAGAUCUGAGAAGCUCCAAAUCCCACCAUGAAGAGAUCCAGCUUCGUGAGGUCUCCAUUUUGAAGCUGAAAGAGGAGCUCCAGGAGGUGAAGAAGAUUGCCGAGACCACCAAAGAAGAACUGAGAAGUUCCAAAUCCCACAAUUCCAAGCUGCAGGAUGACAUCCAGCUCCACGAGGUCUCCAUUUCAAAGUUGAAAAACGAGCUCCGGGAGGCUCGAGCGGCCCUGACGAAAGCAGGCGACUCGGUCUCGACGUCUCCUUCUCCCGCUGCGUCCCCUCAGCCUUUCUUCUCCACUUCCUCGUCCACCUCCCAGCCCAAGAGGAAAGCGAGCGGCAAGCAGCCCCUGGCCAAGGGGACCAAAGACAAGAUGUCCCUUUCCAGGAAGGGCGCCGCACCCUCCCGAAGUCCCGAGCUGGCCCAGGCUGAUGCUUCCACGCAGACGGCCGCCAACGAGGAGCUGGAUGAAGUCAUGGGAGAGUUCCGAGAGAAGGUGGUCCAGAUGCAGGAGUUGCACGCGGCCGAAAUCCUGGACAUGGAAGCGCGGCACAUCUCUGAGAGCGACGCGCUGCGCCGCGACGCUCACGACCUGGAGGACGAGUGCAAGGCGCUCAAGGCCAUCGUUGACAAGCUGCGUGCCACUGAGGUCACCGCGUUGAGACAAGAUCGGCCACUGUCACAGUUCAAAGAUGGCUACACGAGUGACAGCAGCUCUGACUACAGCCAGAGGACCGGGUAUGACCUCCCUGUUGGACUCCAGCAGGAGUUUCGGGUGACACCCGAAGGUGCCAGAAGAGAGGCGGACGAUCCAGUAUUACCUGACAGGAUCAAGUCGUUGCUGCGUGAGGUGCACCAGGAGGGCAUGCAGGUUCUCUCGCUGUCAGAACUUCCUGUUUCUGAAAAUGAGCCUGGCGGCCAUUUGAACCUGCAGGCGUGGCUUAAGGAGAGAGAUGCCCUGCUGGCUACUGUGGAGUCCCUCAAAGGCCUCAUUGCUCACAUGCAGACCACGCAGGUGUCGGGCGAUUCUGUGGAUUGGCGUGCGGAGCUCUUGGAAGCGGUGCACCGGGUGUUCACGACGGAGCGUAGCGUGUUCAAGAGUGCCCUCUACACCUACUUAGACCUGACGGACACCAGCGACGCCAUCAUCCACAUCAACCAGCUGGAGCGCAGGAUGGCCGAGCAGGAUGCACAUCACAGAGAAGCGCUGGGUUCCCUCCAUGCCGCAGACCGGUCCAGUCUUAUCGCUGAGAUCCAUCAUCUCCGAGGAGAGAUGGAGCGCCUUUAUCAAGGUGCGCGACCUGCAACCUUAUUGGGCGCGACGGAGCAUCGGGGGGGAGGCGAUGCCGACGGGGCACCGCGGGCCGACAGGCUGCUGCUGGAGGAGCUGAAGGGGGAAUUAUCGCAGACCAAACUGGAGCUGGAGACCACGCUUAUAUCGCAGCACAAGCAUCUCAAAGAACUGGAGGCCCUUAGGGCCGAGGUAUCGCAGAAGGCCUCGGAGGUGGAUGCGCUGAAUGAGCAACUCUUGGAGGAGAGCCGGAAAGGCCGCGAACUUCAGUGGGGCAUGGAGAAGGAGCGUUGUCGCGCCGGGAGGAACGAAGAGAACGCUCGAGAACAACUGGAGGACUUGAAUCUGGCUUUGGAGGAGCAAAAGAGCCAAGCGGAGCGGCUGACGUCCACCUUAGAGCAGGAGCGCCAGGUCUCCUCCCGCCUCUGCCAGCAGGUCGAGAGGGAGAAGCUGAGCCUCCACAGUCGCCUCCAGGAGCUUCAGGUCCAGCUGGAGACGGAGCGAGCCAAGGCCCGCGAGAUGAGCUCCGCUCUGGGCACGGAGAGGGAGCUGCGGGUAGGCGGAGGCCCAGCCAGCCAGGAGGAGAACCUUCUGGAAGGUCUGCAAAAAGAGCUGGAUGACAAGCAGGCACAGGUGGUGGAUCUCCUCAGCCAAAUGGAGGCUGAGAAGCUUGAAGUGCUGAGAAAGGACGAGGAGCUGAGCCUGGCGGGCCUCAAGACCAGGCAGAACGACGAGGCUCUGCUGGAGGCCCGGGCCCAGCUGGAGAGACUGGAAGUGCGCUUGUCGGAGACGCAAGACCUGCUGGCGAGCGAAGAGGCGAGGCGGAGGAGCCUGGAAGAGGACAAGGAGCGACUGGAGGAGAGGUUGGCUCGGGAGGGCGGCGCUGGGCGGGGGACAGCGCCCAUGCCGCACCACCAACACCACCCAGGCCCUUGGCGCACGGCGGACGCCGUCUUGGGGAAACUGCACCUUGUCGCUUCCAAGAUCCGUGGCAUGGCAAGCAAGGCCGCUGCUGAGAUCACCAGUGAAGAGCUGUCACUGAUCCAGUCCAGUGUUGAUGAUCUCAUCAGCAUGCUGCAGCAAACUCCGGCUCUCCCAUCUAUCCCUGAGCGCUCUGCCCUGUCGGCGGGAAGCUCCUCAUCAGGCUCCUCCUUGACCGAGCGUCUGCUCCGGCAGAACGCCGAGCUGACGGGUUUCGUGGGCCGCCUGACGGAGGAGAAGAAUGACCUGAGGAACCACUCGCUGCGCUUGGAAGAGGAACUCCGCUAUUACCGGCAUGCAGGCGAUGCUGCCAGCGGGAGGCGAGGGGCAUCCAGGCCGGACUCUGCCGACGCGCUGUUGCUCUCUCAGCAGAAGGAGACCUGGAGCCGAGAGAAGGUUCGCUUGGAGAAAGCCUUACACCAGGCCCUCGCUCAGGUGGCCCGGCUGCGAGGGGAGAUCAGGACAGACACGCUGAGAGAGCUAACCGGGCCUGAGGCAGACAACGCCGCCCUCAAGAGGAUGUACGGCAGGUACCUGCGCUCGGAGAGCUUCCGGAAGUCUCUGAUCUACCAGAAGAAGUACCUGCUGCUGCUGCUGGGCAGCUUCCAGGAGUGCGAGGAGGCCACGCUGGCCAUGCUCUAUAGGAUGGGCGGCCGGCCCUCGGAGGGACUUGGCAGUGGCCAGCGGGGACUGCGCCUGCGCGGGCUCAUGCGCUUCCGCUCGGCCGUGCGCGUCUCCAUCGCCCUCUCCAGAAUGCGUUUCCUGGUCAAGCGCUGGCACAAAACAACGGGCAUGAGCAACACAACCCAGAAAAGUGAAACCACGCAGAUGAUCACCAGCGAUGAUAGAGAUUACCUCCACCCAGGCUUGGACGUGUACCGAGGAGGGAGCUCAAGCAGGGGACGCAGCGGACGGGAAUCCCCCAGGUCGCCCAUCUCCCCUGCACAGCACAGGUUUCUUGCGGCAGGAGACCCCGGGGCGCUCACGUGCUCCCACCUGCAGAACUACGACCCCGACCGAGCCCUCACCGAUUACAUCUCCCGGCUGGAGGCCCUGCAGAGGAGGCUGGGGAGCGUCACGUCAGGUGCUUCGUCUUCGCUCGCUCCGCUACAUUUCGGUUUAAGAAGAUGAAGACACCGAUCAAAAUAAGUUGCCUUUUUUGACGCGAACUGUUCUUUCCACAUGGACCAAAAAAAAAUAUGGCGUGCGACAGACAGGUUUGCGUCUCGUGUCGCCACCACUUGAAUGAAUGACAUGUAAUUUAAUUCGACAAAUGGUGUACAUUUUGUUUGUGGAUAAUUUAAAAAAAA
Hippocampus comes (tiger tail seahorse) is the source of this 11512-nucleotide messenger RNA. It is a transcript of the gene akap9, whose product is annotated as A kinase (PRKA) anchor protein 9. The transcript is spliced from 45 exons. Gene Ontology annotation, biological process: signal transduction. Bases 198 to 11333 code for a protein of 3711 amino acids. The record is from RefSeq and is a predicted model, not a curated record. Gene Ontology annotation, molecular function: molecular adaptor activity. NCBI's taxonomy places the organism in Eukaryota, Metazoa, Chordata, Actinopteri, Syngnathiformes, Syngnathidae.